Columba livia (rock pigeon) is the source of this 4700-nucleotide messenger RNA. It is a transcript of the gene DCLK3, whose product is annotated as doublecortin like kinase 3. Gene Ontology annotation, cellular component: cytoplasm; nucleus. The transcript is spliced from 5 exons. The coding region runs from base 112 to 2568 and encodes 818 amino acids. Gene Ontology annotation, biological process: peptidyl-serine phosphorylation; intracellular signal transduction. Gene Ontology annotation, molecular function: protein kinase activity; ATP binding. The record is from RefSeq and is a predicted model, not a curated record. Lineage: Eukaryota; Metazoa; Chordata; Aves; Columbiformes; Columbidae.
GGUCCCCUCCUUUCCUCCCAGCCGGGAGGCGGCGCGGAGAGACCGGUUGUGUGGUGCGGUGCAGUGGGGUGCGGUGCGGGCAGCCCCCGGCCCCAGCCGAGCCUCCGCGCCAUGCCGGCCGCCGCGCCGCCCACGCUGCACCCCGCGGCGGGGUCCUGCUGCCCCUACGGCCACUGCGCGGGGCGCCGAGGCUUCUUUGACCAUUCGUCACACAACGGAAGCUCAAAAGUAAGAGAGAGGAAACUACAUGGGACUUGUCCUCCUGUUGGUCGUGGAAAUGCUGGAAAACCUUGUUCGAGUGAAAGCAGUCAUAGGCCCCCAUGUUUUAAUCCCCGCAAUGGUUUUCACACAAUACAUUCAGAGCACAGUCCUGUGAAGCCGAGGAUUAUCACAGUGGUGAAACCUGGUGGACACACACUCAGAAGGAUAACCUUGCUUCUCAACAGGAGAUCGGUCCAGACCUUUGAACAGCUGCUGGCUGACAUUUCAGAAGCUCUGGGUUUUCCACGCUGGAAGAAUGACCGUGUGAGAAAGCUUUACAAUCUGAGAGGCAGAGAAAUCCGAAGCGUUUCUGACUUCUUCAGGGAAGGUGAUGCGUUCAUAGCUAUGGGGAGGGAGCCCCUUACUUUGAAAAACCUGGAAGUGGUGUUACAAGAACUUUAUCCUGAAAAUCCUUAUGCUGCCUGUGCUGCUAUUCAGCAGAAUGAGGAGCAGUCCCAAAAACUGAAGAGCAGGCUGUAUGACAAGGCUUUGAUAGUGGACAGUGGCUUUGAUGAGACAGAAAUUGCCAAGAGCUGCAGUGAUGGCAUGUCUCCAAAACUGGCAACUGGACAUGAGGGGAAAAGUCAAGCCAAGACAAAGCAAGAGGAAAAAAUGAGAACCAAAAAAAAGUGGACUAGAGGGAGCCGGGAUGGUGAACAUGGAAUAAAGCCUUCUAGAAAAACCCAAGAAAGUGAGAGGUACCUUAACCAUGAACGAAGUUCUGAGGAGGGAUUAGGAGAGAGUUUAGAGGAGUUGGUGAGGUGUGAGAAGUGUGAACAGGAAAGGCAGGCCAGACAAAAGUUACAAAGGGAAAGGCAGGCUGAGGCCUCAUUUGAGAACAGAGACCUGAACACAGGUGCAUGUCAGAGGUACCAGAUAGAAAGAAAUGCAAAAAUCAGGAAUUGCCGAAAAUCUUCAGAGGUUUGUCUGGAAGGUGAGGAAGUUGGUUGGAAAGGUAAUGGCUGUAGGAGGACGUGGAAGCCCCUGCCUAGGAAUGAUAAUGAAGGGCUGGAGAAGCAAAAAAGGAGCAUAGAGAAGGAAAGGGAUGUGGAGAAACGUGAAAACCAUGGGAAGGAAGUAGUGAAAAUCAAGAAGAAUACUAUAGAAGGGCUGCAGCUAACUCGUGAAGUGAGGGAAGAGAAUGGAAGUAGCUGUGUAAUGAACCAAAGUGGUUGGCUAAAGAAAGACUCUGCAAGGGAUGCUGAGAGACCAUCUAAGACAUAUAGAGAAGGCAGAGAGGGACAAAGGGCUAAAGAGGAGGGUGCUAGAGGAGAGGGGAAUAUUGCACAUAGAGAGGGUGACAUGACACGACGAGAAAAAAUGGGGGAGCGCAGAGUCAAUAAAGAAGAAAACAAGGCUCAGGGAUUGGAAAACGCAAGCCGGAGGCACGCCAUUAAAAGCAGAACUGAUGUGGAAAAGCACUAUGAGAUUGGCAGAACUAUUGGGGAUGGGAACUUUGCAGUGGUGAAGGAAUGUCGCCACUGUGACUCCAAUCAGAUCUAUGCCAUGAAAAUUGUUGACAAAUCCAAGCUGAAAGGGAAAGAGGACAUGAUGGAAAGUGAAAUUCUGAUCAUUAGGAGUCUCUCUCAUCCCAACAUAGUAAGCUUAAUUGAAGUGUAUGAGACAGAAGCUGAGAUCUACCUAAUCCUGGAGUAUGUCCCAGGAGGGGACUUGUUUGAUGCAAUCAUAGAAAGUGUGAAGUUCACGGAGCAUGAUGCUGCUGUCAUGAUCACUGACCUGUGUGAAGCACUGGUUUAUAUUCACAGCAAGAACAUUGUCCAUAGGGACCUCAAACCAGAGAAUCUUUUGGUGCAGCAUAAUGCAGAUAAAACUACUACAUUGAAACUAGCAGAUUUUGGCCUUGCAAAGCAGGUUACAAAACCCAUAUUUACUGUGUGUGGAACACCAACGUAUGUGGCCCCUGAAAUACUUGCUGAGAAGGGCUAUGGGCUUGAAGUAGAUAUGUGGGCAGCUGGUGUGAUCCUUUACAUUCUGCUCUGUGGGUUUCCCCCUUUUCGCAGUCAGGAACGUGAUCAAGAAGAGCUGUUUCAGAUCAUACAGCUGGGUCACUAUGAGUUCCUUUCCCCAUAUUGGGACAAUAUUUCUGCAGCAGCAAAAGACCUCAUAACCAGGCUGUUGAUAGUGGAUCCCCAGAAGCGCUACACGGCACGGCAAGUACUUCAGCACCCUUGGAUCAGAACAGCUGGAAAAACGAACAGCAGGAAUUUGCAGAGGGAAGUGACAAUAAACAUUGAGCGACAUUUCCGGGCCCAGCGCCGAAAGGAAGUUACAGAUGAGGACACGUGAAAUCUCUUCAAGCUCAUUUAGACUUUGUGUUAUUGAUUAACAAAUUGUUUAAGUUUUCUAAAUCAAUUAGGCCCUUAGUAUAUAACCAUGCCUUUUUUAAUUUUUUUUUUUUUGUUAUUCUGAGAUUCUGAAGAAGGACAGAGAUCAAAUUUGCAUCCACCUCCCUCUGAUGUUGUGUGGUGGGAGUCUCUCUGACAGCAGUGGGGACUAGGUAUUUCCUGGAGGAUAUAUAUUAUUUUUCUUUACUGAUUUGGGCUUUUACAUUACAAAAUGUAUAUCUGUUUUACAUGACAAAUAUUUGCUUCUGUGGCUGACACUAGAGAUGACUCUUCUCUUGUCUCUUUUUGUGUCAUAUUUUCCAGGAGUUCUGUUUAUAAUUUGUGUUUAUAAUGUAUUCAAAAUAGCUGUCUGUGUACACAUCCUGCACUAAAUCUCUAAACUGUCUUUUCACCAAUUCCUGCUAGCAAUGGAGAAGGUGAAGAAAUUAAAAGAAUAAAUUUUUUUAGCUGUAGGAUAUGUUAAAUAAGCAGCAAGAUACUACUUACUAAGUUGUGAGGGAAGAAAAAUCCUUAUUGACUAAAUCAGAUGUUUUAUGAUAUCCUCCUUGCCAACAACUUUCUUUGGAUGUUCUCAGGGACGGGGCAAUAGACUGCACAAUGUUUCUGUUAAAUGAUGGUGGUACUGUGUAGUAUGGGAGCUUCAUUUGUUUAUGAGAAGAGGGAAGGUAUCAUGGCUCAUACCUUUUUGAGACUGUAAUAAUAACUUUCAAAGUGCUUUUUAUCCUACUCUGGGACAUAGGAAGUUAAGCAGUUCUAAGAGAACUUUGUUUUUUUUUCCCAAAGGUGGAUUUAUGGAAUGAUAACCCAAGUGCUUUUGCAUACUUAUUUUUUUCUUAGAAGACAUCCAUGGCACUUGUGGCUCUUCCAUGCUGAUGGAGAAGAGAAAGCCGGGAAGCUGCUUUUGUGACUUAAGUUAACCCUUACCUUCAUGGUUCCCCUUUCAUCAACACAUUUCAUAGCUGAAUUGCUUUUAUACACUUUUUCAAUGUAGUUUAUAGUUUUUUUUUUUUUUCUCCCUCUCGCCUUCCCUGGGGGCUCUUUCUCCUUGCUUCCAUGAGAAUGAGCAACGGGAUGAAAUUACAUUAAAAGUCAACUUGGGGAAAAAUAACAACAUGUUGGCUGUGGAAGGGUCUCCCAGGGGAAGUGUCAGAUGCUUCAUUGCAUUUGUUUUUUGUAAUUUGAUUGGAUGCGGUUUUAAAGAAAUCCUGCUGGGAAAAAAUACGGUCCUGAGAAGGGCCACGACCUAAAACAGCUUUGAACCUCAGAAUUUUUGGUUAACUAAUAAAAUCCAAAAAGCGCUUGGGUUGUCCAUUUUAUAAUGCUUUGUCCACAGGUUCCAUGUGCUAGCAAAUAAUAUUGACGUUAAAAUAUCUGUGGUAUUAGCAUUGAAUUCAUAGCUUGUAGAAAUGAAUGAGGGUGUUUUACAAUUGCAGAGCAGCUGCUCUGUGUAUUUCAUGAGAAACGUCUGGAGCAUUUCAAAACCAGUAGAACAUUUUCAUAACUGUAUGAACCAGAAUAUUAUUUUUGCUGAGUGCUAAUAUUUCAUGUGAACUUCAUGAAUUACCAAAAAGUGUGGGGUACUUUCAUCAUGUUUCUGUUUCAACUUGUGACAGUUUUGCUGCAAGAAUGAUGUAUGAAAGUAGAGACAACUUGGCUCUUAAAGGAGAAUUGCACUUUCAAUUAAGCUGGUUUAUUUUUAAUACAUACUGGAAUAAGACUUGCUGUGGUGUUCAAGAAUUUGUGGAACAAACCGGUCAAAUUUUUACUGUAUGCCCAAGUAGUAUUUAUAUGAUAUGUGAUACGUCUGCUUUAGAAGCCCUGAGUCAGGAAAACUUUACAUUUUCCUGAAAACAAGAAUGGAUUUAAGUGCUUUCCUGAGUUAAGGGUAUGUGUAACCUCCUAUUUUAAAUGCAUUAUGUAGUGUUUGACUAAUAGUAAUAAAUUCUCCUAUGUUAAUUUAAGUCUAUUUUGAAUAGGAAACUGUGGAAAAAUAGCUUCUGACUUGCAAUAUUAUAUUUUGUAAUUAUUUUUAAUAUAGUCAUUUAGGAAUAAAGCUUGAAGUGACAAAAAGAA